Molecule: messenger RNA, 1347 nt
Organism: Populus nigra (black poplar)
Lineage: Eukaryota; Viridiplantae; Streptophyta; Magnoliopsida; Malpighiales; Salicaceae
Product: COP9 signalosome complex subunit 7-like
Exons: 8
Coding region: 139-561 (140 amino acids)
Cellular component (GO): COP9 signalosome
Source: RefSeq, a predicted model, not a curated record
CAUUCUGCAUGAUCACGUAGCAUGAAAUUUUAUCUUUGAAACCGUCAAAUUUUGUGUGUGUCUAUGUAUUUAUUAAAGACUUGAGCUUGGUGUCCCAUUCAAAUUUUGUCGAAAGAAAGAAAAAAACAGCAGUCGACAAUGGAGAUCGAGGAAGGGCAAGCCCAAGUAAUCCAAAAGUUCGUGAACAAAGCCUCGACUCUUGAAACCACCUCCUCUCUCGCCAACCUCAUCGUUGAAGCCACUUCUCACCCUUCUCUUUUCGCUUUUUCCGAGAUUUUAUCUCUCCCUAAUAUCCUCCAGCUUCAAGGAACUGAGGAUUCUGCUUAUAUUGAUUUGCUUCGCUUAUUUGGUUAUGGAACCUGGCGUGAUUACAAAGGUAAUUCUGCUAUGCUGCCAAAGUUGUCACAGGAUCAAAUCCUCAAGCUCAAACAACUCACUGUGCUUACUCUUUCUGAGACCAAUAAGGUUCUCUCUUACAAUAAACUUCAAGAGGAGCUUGAGGUUUCUAAUGUGCGUGAACUUGAAGACUUCCUAAUAAAUGACUGCAUGAUACGGGCAUAGUCAAAGGGAAGUUGAAUCAGUUGGGAAGAUGUUUUGAGAUUUAAUUAUUUACCCUGUGAAGAAUAAGUCAUUUGUUUGGCUUCAUCAAGUCUCUAAUAAAUGUUUUCGAUUUAAUGCUUGAUUCUCUGGGGUUAUUUCAUUUGUAGGUGCAAUUUGCAGCAGAGAGGGAUCUCAUGCAUGGGCAGCUUGGGAGUAUGAUAGAUACUUUGGGAAACUGGUUAGCCACUUCAGACAACGUGCUUUCCUUGAUUGAAGAAAAGAUUGACUGCGCUAGUAAAAUGUGUCAGUUGAACAUGGAUCACCAGCAGGAACUCCAAGGUAGAAUUGAUGAAGGAAAGAAAAAUAUCCAUUUUAAGGUGUAAGCUGAAUAUGCAUUCUACUUUAAAUCACAGCACAAGCAGGACCUUUGUUUCUUGGAAUAUGGUGAUGGUUUUGACUUUCUUGGUGGACCAAUGGAACAUGAAGAGGAUCUCAUGCGAUCCAAGAGGAGCUGGUCACCGCACAGUUACAGGCGAAGAAGGUCGCUGUACCCUUGAUGUGUCUCCUGGUGGUAAACCAAGUUGCUCAUGGCAUAUUAGAAUCAGGAAUUAUCCAGCUAGAAUCAGGAAUUUGUCACCAUUUUCUCUCUUUUUUAAAAAAAAAAUGAAGUCUCAGGGGGGAAAUUAUUCAAAUUUAGUGCAGAUUCGUAUCCUUAUCUCAAAGCAAGGAUGUUGGUUUUUAUUGUCUUUCUGCAUGCAUGUCAAUAUAUUUCUAAAACCAGCAGCUGAUAUUUCAAAACCAAAGCAA